AUGUCGCGGUAUCUCACGCCGGCCAAGGUUGGCCUUCUCGUUCUGGUCGAGCUUUACGUUGAAGAGGCGAUCCCUGGUGAUGCAGUCGUGCCUGUCCUGUCAUUCAUUGCAUCUCAUCUAACAGGCUACGAUCCAAAUGGGCCUUCUACAAGCCAGGCGAUGAGGUGGGCAAAGGCUGAGCGCGCCGUUAGUCUGGUCAUCUCCAUCAAAGACUUUGAAAAGCUUCUCAGCAGUUACCCAUUCUUGAUGAGCUUACCCGGGAAGAGACUAUGGGACCAGUUCCUCAAUAAGCUGUGGGGAAUCGAUUCGCUCCAUGCGCUUGAAGAAUUCUUCGAGCAUCUUUCGUCGACCUUGCCCAAGACAAAGGAAGAGCUUCGGAAAGAAGGAUUAGACCCCGAUGAGCCAGAGCCCGGCAUCAAGCUAUCUCACAACUCUCCUCUUGGUGCUUUCGUCCGCAGAGCCCGCCUUGAAUACCAACGUCUGCAGUUCCAUGACUGUACAGAGCUAUGGAAGGACUUUGUCCGCUAUCGACAGCCAACAUCUCACUACCAGAAACGUAAGAAUCCGGACUUUGGCAGAUACAGCUUCGACAAUGUGCUGCUGCGCGGCGAGUUGGAGGACUGGGACGUUGACAAAGUUGCGAGCUUGGCAUCAGUAGCAUAUGGGGACAUGCUGGCGGGUGAUCGCACUGGAACUCUGCCUGUCAGCCUAGAAGACGUGGAAAACUUGCUAGACUUUCAGAUUGAGCAGAUGCAGAAGUACGGCAACAGAAUACCUCUAGAGAUUCGGCACCAGUUUCACGACCUCCUUAACGAUACUUUCAUGAUCCCAAGUCUCACACACUAUAUCACCUUCCUUGACGCUUGGAGAGCCGGAGAUUAUCCAACGGCAUUCGACUUUCUGCACCGGUAUUUCGACUACACAAUGCAUCAUCGUGAUCGUCUCUUUUACCAGUACGCGCUGAUGAACUUGGCUGUUUUGCAAGCCGAUUUUGGCUGUUAUAAGGAAGCCAUGACGGCGAUGCUCGAGACAGUAGCCACGGCGAGAGAAAACCGAGAUAUGACUUGCCUCAAUUUCUCCCUGAAUUGGCUAUUCCACUUUGGACAGGCACAUCCAGAUCUCAUCCGUGACCUCCAGUCGGACAACUUGCUCGGCACGGGGAAGGAAACACUGGCCUUCCUCCGAGUCAAGGCUAGAGAAGCUGGGAUGUGGACACUCUGGAGUUCUGUGCUGCUUAGCGAGGCAAAACUUUGUCUUAUCAAUGGCGACAGCAUUGCAACCACUUUUGAGCACAUGGUACGAAGUUCACAGAUCAUCGUGGAGAAAAAUAUGAAGGGCAUGUUUGGGGCGCACCUUGGUUUGUCCUCGUCGCUCUGGGGUAGGCUCGGCCUGGGUCAUCUCGCCGCCGCCUCGUGUGAGAUCUUUUUGCGGUGCCACACAUACCAUUCCAUGUUCGAUGAUGAGCUCAAGAUGAUAAGUCGGUUUUCACUUGCGCUUCUAGAGCAAGGGAAAUACGGCGAGGCCAUGGAAAUCCUCGACAAGGCCGACGAAAACUCGUUGCGCUCGUGGAAGCCCAGCCAGUAUUGGUAUAAGUACAGAGGGAUUAUACGGCUCAGAAGAGAUUUACACCGCAACAACCUGGAUGGUGCGGAGCAGCUAUUGGAUCAGUUUCUCCAAUCUAAAGGCGAUGAUUUCGAACCUGACCUAGCAUUCGUAAUCGACACCGCGCAUAUAGACUACUUGACACGCCGUGGAGACUUGUCAUCAGCCUCCGACAAAGUAGACAAGCUGAUAUCGGAGCUCCAAGAUGAGAAUAGGGACAUAUGCCUACGCGUAAAGGCACUUCUUAUCAAAGUUUCGCUCUUAGAUCAUUGUGGGCGGCCUCAGCGUGCGUUUUCAAUUGCCCUCCGGGCGGCAAACCUGUCUCUGCGAGCGCGGCUGAUAUCUCUGCUCUGGGCCGCAAUCGGCGCGAUAUCCAAUAUCCUGGUAUCCAUGGGCGAGUUCGAAGCUGCCACACAGCUUCUCACCGCCAUAUUACCGCGGAGCCUGGAAUGUGAAUCUCCGGCUCUCACAGCCAAACUAUACGCUUACCUUGCUGAUGCCAAUAUGGGGCUGGCGGGCCAAGAAAGUGAGGCGUCCAAGGCAGCUAUCAAGCGACGCGAUGAGUAUUUGAAUAGAGCGGCAAUGGCAGUACAGAGGGCAUUUGAUGAGUAUUCCAGUAUUGAAGAUAUCACCAGCCAAUGUGAGAUGAUGGCGAAGAAGGCUGUAAUCAUGAAAGUGUUGGGAGAUAUGGCCCUAGCUGCGGAUUACGCUUCGGCAUAUGUUGAGCUCAAGAAGAAGGCUGAGUCACUGGGCUUACAUAGGGGAGAAACCGGAUAG
Molecule: messenger RNA, 2379 nt
Organism: Trichoderma virens Gv29-8
Lineage: Eukaryota; Fungi; Ascomycota; Sordariomycetes; Hypocreales; Hypocreaceae
Exons: 4
Coding region: 1-2379 (792 amino acids)
Biological process (GO): protein K11-linked ubiquitination; positive regulation of mitotic metaphase/anaphase transition; anaphase-promoting complex-dependent catabolic process
Cellular component (GO): anaphase-promoting complex
Molecular function (GO): protein binding
Source: RefSeq, a predicted model, not a curated record